CUAGGGGUGUAUUUAAAAUCUAAAAGUAACAAAUAAAAGACGCACUCUUCGGCUUUAGUAAACAGGAAGAACACAUUUGACAAUGUAGCCCUACAUAUCCAAAAAGACGGAAUAAACACGGCGAGGAUGUUUUCGAUCAUAGGCCUUAUUUUAGUCUAAACAACAACGCCAACAAAUGCAAAUAUUUUUGUACUCAUUUAGAAAUAACACUUGCUAUGGUUUAUUUUGGAGUCAACAGUUGCUGCGAAAUAGCUACAGAUACACUUCCGUCAGAGACAGAGAGAUUUAGUCAUUGAAUGUUUUUGCUGUCUUCGCAAGAUGGUGUCUUUAAUUCGCAGGCUACCUCAGUGUGGGAAUAACUUAUUUCUUCAAGCCAACAAGAACCAUAUUAAUAACUCAUGUUUAGUAUUAACACGGAACACAGUUAUUUUAAAACGACAAUGGGCAGUUCCAUUAACCAAUCCAGGAGACAUACCUCAUCUAAAGGAUAAACAUAGAGUAUUUAAAUUUGUUGAAAACACUGAUGCUGUAAAACUGCCAGAUAUCCAGUGUAUCCUCACAGACAAUAUUGAUGGCAUUGGCUAUAAGAAUGAAUUGGUAACUGUGAAAAGAAAGUUUUUCCGCAAUGUUCUGUAUCCAGCAGGACUAGCAAUGUAUGCAUCACCUGAAAACGUUGAGAAGUUUGCUGUCAAAAGUGAAGAAUUCCUGGGUUCUCGAUGGGCAAGAUUGACUCUGAAAACAUUAUCUAACAUGUACCUUGCUAUUCCAAUGAGUGGUGAUAAUCCAUGGGUGUUGAGCAAGGAGCAUGUUGUUGUGGCUUUUAGACUGAGGGGUGUUGAAGUAGCUGAAGAAGCCAUCACUCUGCCUGAUAAAGUAAUUACAGAACCUGAGGAAAUAGAUAUACAAUUGAAAAUGAAUGGCAAAGAAGAGGUGACGGUGAAAUGCCUCAUUAUUUUGAAACAUAAAGACCCUUCGAAAGACGUUAUUCCUACCAACUUACCAACCACGUUAAAAAGACAAAAGAAGCACAGACAAAUAGGGAAUGAUUAAAGUUGCUAUAUAUUUGCUAAUUAGAAAGUUUUUUUUAUUUGUUUUUAAAUUAAAUCAUUUUAAAAAGUA
This is a messenger RNA of Octopus sinensis (East Asian common octopus), 1119 nucleotides long. RefSeq names its product 39S ribosomal protein L9, mitochondrial. Bases 319 to 1050 code for a protein of 243 amino acids. Lineage: Eukaryota; Metazoa; Mollusca; Cephalopoda; Octopoda; Octopodidae. Gene Ontology annotation, biological process: translation. Gene Ontology annotation, molecular function: structural constituent of ribosome. The record is from RefSeq and is a predicted model, not a curated record. The transcript has 8 exons. Gene Ontology annotation, cellular component: mitochondrion; ribosome.